AUGGGCAUGAAGAAGGAACGUUUACACAAGAAGUGGCAUUACUUCAUUGAUUGCUUCUUUCAUUGUCUCACCUACAGCCGGCUUCCGUCAACCGAGGGUAGCAAUGAAGUCACCGUCAGCGGACGUAAGAAGAUCCCCACCGUCAAACCAGGUGGGCUGUCGGACGACUAUGCCGAGAUCGUUGACGAUGAUGACUACGCGAUGCCGGCCGCCAAGGACUACGAGAUAUCGCGUGAACUGGUCACCCUCGUCGAGACCAUCGGUCAGGGCCAGUUUGGCGAUGUCCACAAAGGCAUUUAUAUAGAUCAGGACGAGAAAGUCGAGGUUGCUGUCAAAACUUGUAAGGUUGAAAGUACUCAGGCACUAGGAGAAAGAUUCUUAGAAGAAGCAUAUAUCAUGAAGCAGUUUGAUCAUCCUCACAUCAUCAAGUUAAUAGGGGUAUGUACAGAUCCGCCCAUAUGGAUCGUUAUGGAGCUAGCCCCAUUUGGAGAGAUGAGGAUGUUUUUACAGACACACAAAGAGGAACUAACGUUAGCUUCACUGAUCUUGUAUGCAUACCAGUUAAGCAUGGCUCUUUCAUAUCUAGAGAGCAAGAAGUUUGUCCAUAGAGAUAUUGCAGCCAGGAAUCUUCUGGUAGUUGCUAAGGACAAUGUUAAACUUGGUGAUUUUGGUCUUUCAAGAUUACUACAUGACCAUUCAUACUACAAAGCUUCUAAAGGUAAAUUACCCAUCAAAUGGAUGGCUCCAGAAUCUAUCAACUUCAGGAGGUUUACAUCUGCCAGUGAUGUCUGGAUGUUUGGUGUAUGCAUGUGGGAGAUCCUCAUGUAUGGGGUCAAGCCUUUCCAGGGGGUAAAAAACAACGAGGUCAUAGGCCGUAUUGAGAACGGCGAGAGGUUACCAAUGCCCGCUGCGUGUCCACCGACGCUGUACAGCGUGAUGACGCUAUGUUGGUCGUACGAACCCUCUAAAAGACCCAACUUCAAAGACCUCAAAACAAGAUUAAAUGAGAUCUUGGAAGAGGAAAAAGAGCAAGAGGAGGCAGCCCUGAAGCAAGAGAAGAGAAGGAUUCUAUCGACUUGGGGAUUCCCCGAAGAACCACCCCCAAAGGAGAGAACGGAACAAGAGAAGCAGAAUGAGCUUGAAAGGAUAGGAGAUGCCCUUAGGAAGCAGAGAUUGGAAUCAGAGGCUGAUUCAGAAUGGCUGGCAACAAGCGCACAAACACUGAGACCUGAUGUUAGCAGAACAGAAGGAAAUGUAUUUUUGCAAGAAGGACAAAAUGGCAAUAGAGAGCCUUACGGAGGAGCAAGCCAGCCGUUGUACGAAGCUUUCAACCAGAAGUCGUCCAGUGCCCCGUCGACGACGACAUCAGCUGCCAACCAAUACUACCAGGCCACCGACGAGGUAAGAAGGGAACUUCCCCCCGAGCCGUCAGAACAAGAGAUGGCAGGUCACCCACCCCAGCAGCCACAACCACAGCCACUCAGUGCACAGAUUGCUCCAACGUUAGACAUGGAUAGAACAGAUGACUAUGUCUUUGAGAACACAACGCAGGUUGUGAGGUCAGUGAUGGAAAUGGUCAACCUCGUACAUGCGGUCAAGUCUGACCAAUACGUCAAUCUUGUGAGGGACAUUGGUCUUGCGUUGAAGAGCUUACUCGGCAGCGUAGACACCCUGUACAGUGAUCUUCCUGGAGAGACCCACAGAGGUAUCCAGCUGGCACACAAGGUCCUGAGCUCCGACAUGGGUGAACUUAUCAACGCCAUGAAGCUAGCCCAGAAAUACGCCACCACCACGCUAGACCAGGACUACAAGAGAGGAAUGAUCCAGGCCGGUCAUGUCUUAGCGGUCGACGCCAAGAACCUCUUGGAUGCGGUCGACACAGCUCGGCUUCAGGCCCAGGAUCUGGUCAUGGGUGGGGCAAGACAACCAGAAGAGCUGAGCUAGUCAGGUCUUGCUAACCAACCCUGUCAUGUGCCAACCAUGUCGAGGCAUCCAUCACAGUUUCUCUUCAGUCAAGGACACUUUUAUUGAACUGGAAUAUUUAUUUCUGUGAUGCGCCGAGGGGAUUAUGCUUUGCUCAACUCCCAACGACUUACAAUUUUCGUAAAAAAAACCUUCAGCAUUAACUGAAAUUUAUUUAUUAUCGUCGAACAAGAGGAAGAGUGAUGAUUAAGACAGGAGACAUAGAAUAACAUAUUUAUUUCCUAUCAAGGCUUUUUUGAACUGCAGGAUGAUGUUGCCUUGUCUGUGACUGCUAACUGCAUUUACAGUCCGUAUAACCGCAAAUGUGGCUGAUGUGACCCUUGAGGUGUCUGUGGGUACCUUGCGUGUGUUAAGAUAAUACAGACCCUCAGGUUGAACAGAAUCAAUGCUGAUAAUGCUUCAUAGGUAAAUGUCUAGCUAGAAGACCAUUCAGAAACUCAAUUUAUUUAUUACUUUCUUUCUUCUGUAGGAGUGUAGUAACUGAUGGUGAGGUUAGAUCUCACUAAUCAUAGUUCCAUGACCUUCCGAAACCUUGCCCAUCAUUGCAGUCAGCAGAAUGUAAUCAGGGUAAUUUGUUUGAUGUUUAGGUGAUUUUGCUGCAUGAUUCAUUCUUUUGUAGGAUAUUUCCUUUUGCUGCAAGAAGUACAGUAGUUACCGUAUAAUCCUUAAAUAAAUUAUCUAUUGAGAUAUACUAGACAGCUUUAUUUCAGGAUUGGCAGUGGUCUGUAUAGAGAGGUCAUAUUGACAGGCUGUUAACUUGUUGGAGACCGAGUUGACAUAUAUGCUGUGAGAGUCUAUGGAAAACAUGUGUUAUAGCGAAAUCAUAUCAGUCUCCAAUUGGUUGAUAUAUGCCUCUAAAACAGCUAUCUGCUUUGCAAAAGACAAUGGGUGAUUUCAAGUCCAGUGUUGGCCUUGGUGUUGAUGUUGGUGUUGAAAUUUGGAUUGCGUCCCCUACAUGUACAUGUAGCUCCAAAACUUAUUCAGAGUUUGUAAAACUGAUCCAGGUCACAUUAUUGACAUCUCAAUAACUAGUGAGUGACUUUUCGGGACCAUCUUCAUUUUAUGUUUGGUGUUAUAAUCGUGUAAAAAUUGAACUAACCCAACACCAAAAGGUCAAACACUGAACUUUAAAUUACCCAAUGUAUCAAUAAUGAUAGUAACGGUAUAGUUUUCUGACAAUGAUGAUGGUCACAGAUAGAAAAGAAUUCUUUACAUAUUCUCUGUCCCAGUUGUGAAAUGAAAAUCAUAAAAACACCAACAAAACAAUAGAAACAGGAGUUAUUUUAGAAUACCUAAUGCUUCUUUAAAUGCUACAUUAUUUGUUUUAUUUCAGAAAUGUACAUAAUUCUAGAUUCAAUGAACGUGCCUCUACUAUUAUCCACAUUUGCAAAAUUUGGGAAGCGUGUCACUGUGUGCAAAUGACCAUUGAAACAAAAAUAUGUACUUAUAUCAUCAGUUGACAUUUAGCUACUCACGUAAUUUGAAAGUGAAACUUGUCAUUGAAAUUAAUUGAAUGACUGAUUAAUGCUUCUUUCGAUAUGACCAUAUUUUGUAAAUAACUUAAGGAUCCCAGAAAAUCCAACAUCAAAGAGGUAAAUGACGCAUGUUUUGAAUAAUAUGGUCUGAAAAAUUACUUUGACUUAAAAUAGAUAACUAUUGGAAAUAUGGAAGGUCAUUUCCAAAAUUGUUAUAUCAAAAUGUUACUUGUAAAUUUUUUUCUUAUUUCUUUGUUUUCCUGGUUCCAUCUGGAUCUUUACUCAAAUCGACUCAAUAUCAGAAAAAGCUUUACCUUCAAAAUCAAGAAUUGUGUUAAAUUUAAUUUAUUGGCAGCAACUACAGUAUGUACCUUUGAACUUCAUAUGAGGAUCAACUUUACCUUUAAAAUCUAACAAGUUUUAAACUCUGUUUACUGGCAGCUAAUAUGUAUCUUUAAAAGAUUGUCUUGAAACUUAAUAUGAGGACGAACUUUAUCUUAAAGAUCCAAAAGGUGUUGAAUUCAGUUUCCUGGCAACUACUACAUGUAUGUAGGCCUCUCUUCGAAAUAUUUGCUUCAAAUUAUAUUCCUCUCAUUUUUCAUGUGUUUAUUGUGCAUUUCCUUCCUGUGGUGGUCAAAGACAGGAUAUAGCCAUGUUGGGAGAUUUUCUGUUUAUUGUGAAAUUACUUUGAAAUUCUAACGUAUUUCAACUUCCAUCUAUCCUUCUGCACACAGAAAUGUAUUACUGGAGGGAUCAGUCUGUUACACAGACCCAACAUGGUGCUGAAGCAGUGAGAUUAUAAUAAAGACAAGGCUGACUAUAUUGCGCUCAAAUUUGCUCACUCAAAGACCUGGAACUUUUUAGAAUGCCCUUUAUCUUCAAAACCAUAGAAAUCCGGGAACAAUAAAAUGGGCAAUAUAUUUUUUUUAAUUAAGAUUUCAAAUUUUAGAUUCUGAGUGUCAAACUUGUGUCUUUGCCACUAAACUACUCAUUGAGACCCCUAUCCACCAAUUGGAAUAGGACCAUUUUACACGAAGCUGUAUUGACCUCCACUGUAAAGUUGUUGAGAGCUAGUAGAGUUACAGUAUUUGUUUGUCCAAAGGUUGACUUUGAUAUGCUAUUUGUUUUCGCUGUUCAUUAGUACAUAUGUUCCUGGCAUUUAUGGAUUAUAUCUUGUAAUCAAUCAAUUUGCGCUUUAGUCAGUCAGGUUUCCAAACAGUGAUAAAUUUGUGAUGUUAGAGUCAUGUACAUUCAGUAAGUCAGGUUUAACUUGGGACAUAGUCUAACUCUGUGCUAAAAUUAUGGGAAGCUGACAUUGCCCAAAUUUUAUUAUUAGCGUUGUAUGGUUUUAAUGCUCAAUCUGCUCUCUCAUCAAGCUUUAAAGGGAUACUCCAGGCUUAAGAAAUAAUAUGAUUUGAACAGAUAAAGAAAAAUCAGACAAAAAAAAACAAUGAAAAUUUGAUCAAAAUCGGACAAGGAAUAAGAAAGUUAUGGCAUUUUAAAGAUUUGCAUUGUUCGGGGGAAACAGUUCAAGGCAUGUGUUCAUGAAUAUUCAAAGAGCAAACUGAUGAUGUCAUAUCCCCACUUGCUCUUUUGUAUUUUAUUAUGUUAAAUUAGGUUUAUUAAAAUGAUUUCUACAAAGAACAAAAAAAAUUGGAUUGACAACUAGUUCAGUGCAUUAUAUAUUCAUUGCUGCAACUUACUUCAUUAUAAUGGAGACAUAUCAUUCACACAUGUAUGAAAAAAUGAAACAAUUAUGAUUUCAUUUUAAUAACUUACGAAAAAGGAAAGUGGGGAUGUGACAUCAUCAGCCCACCUAAUGAACAUUCAUGAUGAUGUACAUAUAACUGUUUUCACUAAAUAUUGCGAAACUUUAAAAUUCAAUAACUUCAUUAUUUUUUAUCCGAUUUUGAUGAGAUUUCCAGCAUUUUGCUCUGUGAAUUUUACUCUAUUUAUUUAGAUAUAAAUAUUUUCAGACCGGAGCAUCCCUUUAAUGGCAAUGAAAAAUAAUUCAGUUAUUAUUCGCAGACAGUUAUGAUAUACAUGAGUAACAGAUGGGCUGAUAAAUUGAGCCUGUACCGUUAAAGAUUUGUAUCACAAUUGGCUCUCCAUAGUUAAACAACAACUUUAGACAAGACUUUAGAUUUAACAGAAGUUCAGAAUAUCCAGAAUGUUUUCAUGGUCAUUUGCACACACAGUAGCAAUCAAACCGUCUCUAUAUCAUUUAUUCAUGUUUUGUUUUUUUAUCAGAAGGUGCCUGCAAUCAUACACGUAGCUGUAUGUGUGAUUAUUUUGCGCGAUAACUCACAUUUUCCUCAUGUACAGUAUUAUGAUUAUGCAUUUUUUGAUCAACAGAUAUAUAAAUAUAUAUAUAUUUCAAACUUAUUUAUCUAUUUACCUAUCAUGGUUUUGUUUGUGUCGCCUGUAUACCAUGAUGAAACAACUAAAGCACAAUUUUUUUUUAGAUGAGCAGACUUUUUGCUAGCUGUAGCUACACCCGUCAUAGUGCAAUGUGAGGCUAUUUAGUUAUGUUUUUCUUUAUGAUCUUUUCUUGUGUUUAUAUACAUAGCAUUUCUACUCUGUCAGCAAUAUUUAUUUUCUCUUUGAACACUAGGUGAAUUACCUGAACUUUGUAUUGUUUAUUUUGAUACAUACUUUGGUAUUUUGUAUUUGAUUUAUUAUUAUGAUGAUGAAUGCACAUGCGAAACCAGGUCCGAGAUAGUUUCCUCACUCUGAUUUCUAUGUUAAAAUGAAAGUAAGAAUCACCUAGCGAUGACUUCACCUACAUAUAUCAGUACAUGGUCGGUUCAUUGAAUGACUUCUUACCUUUUUUACCUGAAGCCAUUUUCAGGCAUUUUGGGAAUGUAUCAAAUUUGCUUUAAAAAACCUGUGAGAACAUUGGUCGAUUUUUAAAUUUAAUGAAUUUUACAUCUGUCGGCUGAAGCCAUUUUCAGGCGUUUUGGAAAAGUAUCAAAUUUGCUUUAGAGAAAACUUGUGAGAAAAUAAUUGGAGGAUUUGAAAAUGUCACUCGGUGGACAUCAAAUAUUUAAUUUCUACUCAAUAAAUUGUUCAGAUUUACUUCAGAAGAUGGACCAAUGACUGUAUAUCCCAACAAAUGGGUCUGCACAAAGUUGAGUCACUGACUGAAAAUCUGUAUAAGCUCUUAAAUAUCAAGUGAAGACAAACUUCAAACUCAAUAUCUGAUAUUACACUGUACAUUAUUUCUUUGGAUGCAGUAUAAUAUUAGAGGUAUUCUGUCUGAUAUACAUAACUUCUUUUAGCUUUUUCCCCCUUUUUUUAUAAGCAUUCAUGUGAUGAUUCGUAACGAAAAUUAUCCUCGAUGCCAGUGAGUAGAUAUAUAUGAUGAUGAUUCUUAAAAUAGUACUGUGUAUCAUAAUUAUGAAGACCGUGACAAGAUGGAGGUCGUAACUGACUUUCAGUAAAAAGUGGAGUACUCUUCACCUGUCUCGUGUACAAAUGGAAAUGAUCAGUUUCCAAACAGUGAAUAAAAUAUUACUUUUGUGUACAGAGCAA
Lytechinus pictus (painted urchin) is the source of this 6992-nucleotide messenger RNA. Its product is annotated as protein-tyrosine kinase 2-beta-like. Gene Ontology annotation, cellular component: focal adhesion. The transcript is spliced from 14 exons. Gene Ontology annotation, molecular function: protein tyrosine kinase activity; ATP binding. The record is from RefSeq and is a predicted model, not a curated record. Bases 1 to 1944 code for a protein of 647 amino acids. Gene Ontology annotation, biological process: protein phosphorylation; signal complex assembly. Lineage: Eukaryota; Metazoa; Echinodermata; Echinoidea; Temnopleuroida; Toxopneustidae.